AGGAAAGCAGUUAUUCGUCCCCUUCCACAACCUGAGCCGUCCCUAAACGGAAGAUAACUAAGUCAACAAACACUGGCCCAAACGCUGACUAUGCGAAGCAACUUCCGGCCUCAAGCUCUCUCCAGAAAGAAGCCGGGCCCGGUAAUUUGUACCUUAUUUCCGGCGUCCUUCUUCGGGAAACCGGAAAUCAGGAAUCCCGCCCCCUCCCCUUUCCUUUAGACCGUCGGAGGCUUGUAGGGAAGAUGAGUGCUCCAGUUCUUGAGAAGACGGGACUUCUGCUAGUGUCGCGCGAGGAGAUACGCCCGUUUCCUUGUUGGCGUGCGUGACAAACAGAAGGGGACCCGAAUCCGCGGCGAUCGCGCUUCCCUCUGAGGCUCCCGGCUUUGUUGUUCUCUUCCUCCUGAUCUUCGCUGCCGCAUCCUCCAAUCCCCAGAGACUGCCGCUGGGACUUGUCAAUCCUCGGAAGAGACAAGGGUUGUUCGAGGCCUGAAUAAAGGGUUGGGACCAGGGCUGGUGGGACACCGGACCAACCACCUCCUGGAAGUGCCUCGCCUCCAUUACGCCUCCUUAACUUCGGCUGUCUCCUGUUUUACCUGUUUUUUCAGAUUAAAAAGGCAACAGAAGAUUUGUUAAGAUAUAGAAGAAACAAGCAAAUUGCUAAUACAUCAGUUGUGGAUGAGAAUGAGAAUAUGUUUUUGUUGGUGACAUUAUGGAAAAUUCCCCCAAAUGGAAAAGAAAUCAGAAUACCUUUGCCACAUGGUAUUAGACCUGAUACAAAAGGAGUUUGUUUAUUUACCAAGGAUGAAUCCAAUUUAACUUCAGAAGAGACAGAAAAUUUCUAUAAGCAGCUUUUGAAAAAUAAGGGGAUUACAAGCAUUACUGAGGUCAUGCCUUACACAAGAUUAAAACGUCAAUAUAAAACUUAUAAAACUAUGCGGCGCCUUGUGAGUGCUUUUGAUCUUUUCCUUGCUGAUGAAAGGAUUACACGAAUUUUGCUCACACACUUAGGAAAGCUUUUCUGUAGAAGAAAGAAAGUGCCUAUACCAGUAGACCUUACUACCCAGGAUUUGUCAGAACACAUCAAUAGAAUUGUCCAAGGAACUACAUUAACUGUUACUAAUCAUGGUAGUCUCAAUACAGCACGUGUGGGUCACACAGGAAUGUCUGUAGAGCACCUAGUGGAAAAUAUUUUUGCUGCUGUAGAUGUGCUUUCAGAAAAGUUGCCAGAGAAGUGGGAGAGUGUAAAAUAUCUACACCUGAAAACAGAAAAAUCUCUUUCCCUUCCAGUCUUUUCUUCAUGUGUCUCCUUUUUGGGUUCUCCUCAGAAAAGUAAGGAGGAAAAUCAAGGUAACAAAAUAGCCACCAAUUCUCUCCAGGUUUCAGUGAGGCCUGAAAGGGAAUGUGGUCUGGAUGAUCAUGAACUAGAGGCAGAAAAGGAGAGCAUAGCAGAGCCUGACAAUGAGGAUAAGGUUCCACAGCUAGUUCCAGUUCAAGCAGCAUUUUCUCAAAAGCAUCCAGAGCUUCAUAAAGCAGCCCUAAUAAAGGACUCUACUGAAGAGAGCAUCAAUGCUGAAACAUCACAAGCUAAAACUCCUGAUGAAAAGAGAAAGGCCUCCAUGGCUUUGGGGACACCAGAAGAGAUUAACAAAAAUUGCACAGAGUUGAAUAAGACUCCAGACUCUGGCAAACAUAAGAAGCCAAAGAUUGAUGCCUAAAAAGGCAGAGAAAAAAAGUAAAUGCUUCCUAAAGGUCAAAGCCCUGGAAUGCUAAGACCCAAAUCAUUUACUUCUCAUAAUAAAGUAGGAACAAUUAUGAAAUCUAAAAAAGGUCACCAAACUCCCAAACAGAAAUAGAAAAAAGCACAAGACAUCCCUAAGUCACCUAAAUAUCCUUUGAAUGAUUUUUAAAAUAAAAUCUAUUUUUAUUUGCCUUUAUUUCACACAAUGACGAAAAAAUGAAUUUGUGUCAUGUCUAUUUCAUUUCCCUUAAUAUGCUGUAGUAUUUUGUUAUCCAGCCAGUCUUUCUCAUGUGUUUGUUUGAAAUUUACCUGCUUUAUGGUUUUCAUUAACUUAAGCCUCAUGGUUUAAGCUGUUACUUGUUAGAUUUAAUGUAUGUUUACUGUUCUAAUAACUUAAAAUAGUCUAGGUACUCAUCAAGGCAAGUUGUGAAUUGAUACAAAGUUAAUGAAGGCAAAAAAAUGCUAUUUGUUUUUCUAAGAGUUUUCCUUUUAUUCCUUCCUUACCACUAAAUAAGUCCCAAAUUCCUAAGUAGCUUAUUUAUAGAAUUAAAAUAUUCUGAAUAGACCAAGUCUAAUAGUUGAAAAUUCUGCUUUAUUUUGUUUUUAACAUAAUAAAAUUCAUUGUGUUUACAUUCUUGGAACUUUUUCUGUUUUUGAUUAAAACCAAAGAGAGGGAAAAAAAAUUUGUAUUCAUUCAUGUCAAUCCUCUACCUUUUAUUUUAGUUUGACAAUCCCAAAUACUAAUAGGUCAUUUUAGAGUUUCCACACAGGAACACUUUCUCAAGUAGACACAGAUACAAAAUAAAAAAAUAUUCAAAAUAGUGAAAGAACCACUAUAAAGUUUAGAUACUUGCUAUAAUCUUUUUGGACCACCAGAAGACUAGUGGGUAUGGCAAUUUAUUUAUUUCCUGUUAAUAUAAUAUGCUUCUAUUUUGCUUUUUUGUCUUAAACUUUCCUACUUCUAAAUAAACAUAAUUGAAAAACUGUU
This is a messenger RNA of Sarcophilus harrisii (Tasmanian devil), 2726 nucleotides long. RefSeq names its product ribosomal L1 domain-containing protein 1. The transcript is spliced from 10 exons. Gene Ontology annotation, cellular component: 90S preribosome. Bases 690 to 1715 code for a protein of 341 amino acids. The record is from RefSeq and is a predicted model, not a curated record. Lineage: Eukaryota; Metazoa; Chordata; Mammalia; Dasyuromorphia; Dasyuridae.